AUGCCGUCGAAGACGGAUUACAGUGGACGGAGAGCGGAGACGGACAAAAACUCCGAUAGAGAGGGACGCUGCGAAGAAAUCGAUUCCGUCCUCAGUCGUUCGUCGGGCGCGGGGCGAGCGGCGCAGGAUAGGCUGGAUGUGCACCGGCGGUUGCUAUGGUUACAGGCGUUGGAAUGUUUAGGCAGGCGGCGCACGGAGGCCUCCAUCGUCCUCGUAUCGCUCAGUAGAGUAUAUGGCUCGCUUAUGUACCAGAGCGGCAUACAUGAUGGCCGUCUGAUCGUCGAGAAGCGCGCGAGCGGGACGGCGAGCGGGCGGCGCGCGGGCGCGAGCGGGAGGGCGCUCAAUUGCUCAAUUUGUGCCGCGGCCCGCGAGGUGCCCUCGGGUUCCUUUUUCAAAAACCCAAUGAGAUCGAUCGCUCGCCAUGUCCGCAAAUUAGAGCGGGAAUCGUUGUUCGUUAGUCGGGCGCGCGCGCGGGAAGGCUUUAGCGGCGGCGGCGGGCCGACGGAAUCCGGUCUCUGCGCCCAGGGCGUUGGGGCGAUAGUCGCGUGCGCCGGGUGGCCU
Messenger RNA from Iphiclides podalirius (scarce swallowtail), 561 nucleotides. The record is from the annotation of a GenBank genome assembly. NCBI's taxonomy places the organism in Eukaryota, Metazoa, Arthropoda, Insecta, Lepidoptera, Papilionidae.